AUGAUACCAAGCAACCACCACACUUUCCAAGAUGAUCAUCAAAACAACAAUUCUUUUGAACGACUGGAAGAAACUGAAAAUCGGCAACAAAUAACAUCCUAUGUCGAGGAGUGCAUGGUUCGGAUCAAUCAAUUACCAGUACAAGACUCUCGGGAUAUAUUUGCUCUCAUUCAUCCGAGAGUAAAGGCCUGUAUUCUUUCAUGGACCAUACUCUCAUUCGAAAAUACGUCGGAACGAAGAGAGAAUAUUUAUAAAUUAUCAUUUGUUUGUAGAGAAUGGAGACAGCUCUUGAAGGAUCUUGUUAGAUAUAAAUAUUUAGAUUUUAACGUGCAUUCGACCACAAUUUUGGGAAAUAUGUUUGAUGGGUUCAAGAUUGUUCCACUAAAAGCAAUUCGACAACGAUACAUUAUUAUUGGAAAUGAGGAAAAUCGACGAGUUGGAUAUUUUCAAUCAGCAUUGGCCAGCUUUGGCUUGCCGCCUGCAGAAUGUGUGACAUGGGAGACACUUGUUUCUACAGGAAUAGUGAACCCCAUUACUCAUCAAAUCAAUGUUGUUGACAAUAAUGAAAUUGCUCAAGUAGAUUGGGCUGCGUUAAUCGAUAAGAUCAAAAGAAAAUACAAAAGGAGGACAAGCCAAGAUUUAAGAACAGAGGAUAUUCUGGUUCGAGUAGACUCUCCAGGCGAAAACUUUUUUGUAGAGAAAGGACUGUUUUCUCUUGGCUGUCAAGCAAUGAACAAUGAAACCUUAGGUACUAGAAUAUCAGAAUAUGAUAUUAAUAAUACUCUUGUUUUUGAUUUGGGGCAAGUGAGAUAUGUUAAACAAUGGUAUUUGGGAUUUGUCAAUGCUCUUAAUCAGAUUUAUUCUGCACUCAAACAGCAAGGUAUUAUCAAUUUCAAUGCAACUGCUGAGGAAAUUGCCAUCACUUUUGAUAAGCGAUUGUGUCAUCAACUUCUUUCCAAGCAUGGAAUUCCUGUUCCGAGAGCAUUCUAUAAUAUCACUACCUAUGACGAAUUACUAACGGUAACUAGAGAGCAUUCCAUGAAUAGAGUUUUUGUCAAACUGGCUCACGGUAGCAGCGCCAGUGGAGUCAUUGCAUAUUGCUACAUGGAGCAACAAUUGAUGGAAAAUUCCCCUCCUGUACUUAAAGAAUUGGCAACAACAAGUGCUGAAUUAAUAAGAGAUCGAAACUUUCCACAAUUCUUUAAGAUAUACAACUCUCUUCGCAUCAGAAGAUACAAUAGAGCUGAAGAUAUUCGAGAGGUCAUUAAUUUUGUAUGUGGUGAGGGUGUAAUUGUUGAAGAGUGGUUGGAAAAGGCAAAUUAUAUGGGACGGGGUAACUUUGAUUUGCGAAUCGUAGUGAUUGGAGGAAAAAUUAUGAAUUUUGUGGUGAGAACAUCAAAGAGUCCAAUGACUAAUCUCCAUCUUGGAAAUAGGAGAGGUGAAUGUGAUGAAUUUUUACGUUUAAUUGAGUAUAAGGCCCCCGGUUCAUGGGAGCGAAUCAAAGAAACAUGCCACAAAAUUCACACUCUAUGCUUACCCAAUGCGUUGUGUUUAGGCGUUGAUGUCAUGCUGUCUGAAGAUUUCCAAGAGCAUUAUAUUUUGGAAGUGAAUGGUUUUGGAGAUUUGAUUCCACGAGUGUACUAUGAUAAUUAUGACACAUAUCAAAAUCAAGUUCGAGAGGCGUUGGAAAAGUCACUCUUUGUGUGGAAUUAA
Messenger RNA from Naegleria lovaniensis, 1713 nucleotides. RefSeq lists its product as uncharacterized. The transcript has 3 exons. Gene Ontology annotation, biological process: C-terminal protein amino acid modification; SOS response. The record is from RefSeq and is a predicted model, not a curated record. Gene Ontology annotation, molecular function: ribosomal S6-glutamic acid ligase activity. Gene Ontology annotation, cellular component: cytoplasm. Bases 1 to 1713 code for a protein of 570 amino acids. Lineage: Eukaryota; Heterolobosea; Eutetramitea; Acrasida; Naegleriidae.